AUGCCCCUCGCCAAGCCCAACAGCGACGAGGACAAGGCGCGUUUCUGCGUCGGCAUCACGCUGGAUGAGCCGCACAACCACAUCUUCUUCACCAUCAAGGGCCCCUCGAAGGGCGGUAAGGGCCGCAUCCUCGCCGCUCCCUACUACUUCAAGCGUCGCAACUUGCCGUCCGUCACAGCGGCCACCUCCUCGGCUGCGGAAGGCGUCAUCGACCCAUCCCACGUCGUGACGCUGCACCGCAACCUGCCGGAGCCGAUCGACCUGCUGCUCGAUGCGCAGGGCGGCUACCUCUACUGGACAGACCGCGGCGAUGACGCAGCGGGCGGCAACUCGCUCAACCGCGCCACCGUGUCGUACCAGCGCAACGGCCAGCCGCAACUGGGUCCGGUGGAGGUGCUUAUCACCGGCUUUACGGAGGCGAUUGGCUUGUCGUGGCCCUUCAGCCACCUCGAGAGCAUCGCAGCUUCGGCGGCGAGUGAUGAGAGCCUGCGGAAGCACAUCUACGUGACGGACAUGGGCCAUCUCUGGCGCUGCGAUGUAGAGGCAAAGACGAAGGAGGCCGUUUACGAAUGCCCUGAGGGACACUUGCUCACUGGGUUGGAGGCGGUGCGUUUCGAAUAG
Molecule: messenger RNA, 621 nt
Organism: Leptomonas pyrrhocoris
Lineage: Eukaryota; Euglenozoa; Kinetoplastea; Trypanosomatida; Trypanosomatidae
Exons: 1
Coding region: 1-621 (206 amino acids)
Source: RefSeq, a predicted model, not a curated record